AUGGAUAUCGUGAACGAAGUCUUCGACGCCUUUCUGGCAGACUACGUCUACGCCAAACUCUUGCCGGCGCAGGCAGCUGCCUCUCCCUACGAUUAUCCAAACCCUACGAAUGCUUCCAGUGCGCAAGUCUUUUCGACAUGGCAGUACAAACCUGCCACCAAGUACUUUUCGAUCCAGCCGAGCCACUAUGCAUAUGAGAGUUCCCUGCCUAGAGACAACGUCUACAGGCAGGUGACCAACCUCUUCCUGAUUACAUGGAUCUUUGGUGUCUUGAUAUACUUCGUUUUCGCGACUCUGUCGUACAUUUUCGUCUUUGACAAGGAAACCUUCAAGCACCCUAAGUAUCUCAAGAACCAGAUCAGAUUGGAAAUCAAGCAGACCAUGAACUCUAUGCCGCCCAUGGCCGUCUUGACCGUUCCUUUCUUCCUCGCCGAGGUCCGCGGCUGGACCAAGUGCUACGAUACUUUCGAAGAGGCACCUUUCCCAUGGUACAACUGGAUACAGUACCCCUUCUUCGUCCUCUUCACCGAUUUCUGCAUCUACUGGAUUCACCGCGGUCUACACCAUCCCAUGGUCUACAAGACCCUCCACAAGCCUCACCACAAGUGGAUUAUGCCUACUCCCUACGCCUCCCAUGCCUUCCACCCCGUUGACGGAUGGGCCCAGGCUCUGCCUUACCAUGUCUUCCCUCUGCUGUUCCCGCUGCAGAAGUUUGCCUAUGUCGGCCUGUUCGUCUUCGUCAAUUUCUGGACCAUCAUGAUUCACGACGGCGAGUACGUGGCCAACAGCCCCAUCAUCAACGGCGCUGCCUGCCACACCAUGCACCAUCUCUACUUCAACUACAACUACGGCCAGUACACCACUGUCUGGGACCGCUUUGGUGGCAGCUACCGCAAGCCCAACGACGAGCUUUUCGCCAGAGAGACAAAGUUCAGCCAGAAGGAGUGGAACAAACAGAGCAAGGAGAUGGAGAAGAUGGUGGUCGAGGUCGAGGGCAAGGAUGACAGGACAUACGACCCUGCCGACGAGAAGAAGACCAACUAA
Messenger RNA from Truncatella angustata, 1044 nucleotides. RefSeq names its product fatty acid hydroxylase superfamily protein. Gene Ontology annotation, biological process: lipid biosynthetic process. The coding region runs from base 1 to 1044 and encodes 347 amino acids. Lineage: Eukaryota; Fungi; Ascomycota; Sordariomycetes; Amphisphaeriales; Sporocadaceae. The transcript is spliced from 2 exons. The record is from RefSeq and is a predicted model, not a curated record. Gene Ontology annotation, molecular function: oxidoreductase activity; iron ion binding.